AGAACUUGCGCGUGGAGUCAAGUCCAAGACCUCCAUUGGAACAAUGAACGGUUUUUCGGAACAGGCCGUGCGAUCAUCUUUCCACGCACCCGAACCCCAACGAUCCGAGAUCCUCAAGAAAGCAUUCGCGAGACUGGUCAAUCCACGCGAGGACCUCGGCUUCAUCUAUAACUAUACUACCGCGAUCAAGCAUGAACUAAAGGGAAACAGUGCUCGCUUCAGCCCCUUUGCCAACGCAUGCAUCAAAGCUGGCCUCGUGAGCACAAUGAUCGCGAUUGCACGACAAGAGUACCCUGGUCCCCACGAACCGCAAGAGAGAUACAAAUCUCAACACAACGCGCUGUGGGCUCUCUGCGCCUUAAUGCGCACGGGAAAUCUGUCUGAACGUCGGAGUCUGCUGGACGCGAUGUUGCAAGAGGGAGUCAUUGACGUUUGCCUUAAACUGUUAGGACACCAUCUCUGUCUAAUGCGUCAGGUGUCUAUCAACACUUUUCGUCUGCUUGCUGGAGAAUCUUUUUUAGGGGAGAGGGUGUCCCCAUCUACGGCUGCCGACAUCAUUGAAGGUGUUUGCUCGUACAGUCUCACCGGACCGGAUCACGCUAUUGCUCAGAUGCGUGACUCGUCAACGAUUUGGCAGAGCCAAAUGUUCAUGGAUUCACCUUUUGUUCCUCCAGACUUCUCUCUCAAAUACGCGCCAAGAUUCUAUGCCGUGACCCAGGAGAGCGCUCUCUGGACCGCACACGGUCUCCUGUGUACAUCAUCGCCUCAAUCGCGAAGCUUCUGUCUGGAUAUUCUCAAGAAGAAACCCCAUGUCCUCGAUCUUCUGUUCGAUUGCGCGAUCCUUAGCAGGGAGGCUUGGUACCCAGAGACCCAGACAGACUCGGUAGCCUGUGAGGUACUGACACUUAUUUUCCAGUGGCCGAUGCACAUAAUUCCUGGAUUCGCCAAUCCGUCGGACAAGGCGUUCAAGACACAAGAGUGGAAGGCCAUGUCACAAGCGAUGACCAUCUUCACGUCACGCCAAGGCUGGGUUGACAGGCUCAUUGAGGUAUGGAUGCACAUCCAGGAAGAGGACGUAUUGAAGGUUCAGAGGUUUUUUUCUACAGUAGAACGUGAUUAUGGUGCGAGCGUCCCCCCAGACGAACAAGCCUUCGCUAGGUUAUUUGAAUACCGUGGCAUUUCCCUCAUAUCCACCCUACGAUUGAUCGUCACCCUCACCCACGCAGCGGACAUCUGCGGCAUCACCAACGUUCAGAUCGAGUCUCUCUUACACAUCGCGUAUCUCGGCUGCCGCAAGGUCGACACCUCGAAGGACACAGACGAUCCCAUGAACGCGAUGGAACACGCGCACGAAAUCUUCCGUUCCCCUAUAUGGACGCACUUCACGAACUCCACUGCCGAGUAUCCUGCCCCCGUCGCAACCGAGGCCGUCCUGGGACCCCUCGCGCUCGUGCGUAUGUACGCCGUGCUCGCGCAGCGCAAAGCGCUCGACGGCAUCCAAGCGCUCAAGAAAGCGCCGAUCGGGCUGGCCUCAUCGACAUCGCUCAGGCAGGUCCAGCAGAUCACGCAUCCGGCCGUCGUUCGCCGCGUCGUCAAGAUAUCCCAGGAUCGCGUACGCGUACGAUUGGAAGAAGGUCGCAAGCGGCUCAAGAACAGGAGGGACAACGGCGACGACAUCAACCACGCGUGCGCCGUGUUCAUGAGCGCUGCAGAGCUGGCUGCUGCGUUGAUUUCUCUGGACACGCAUACGGAGGGAGUGUACGCAGCUGACAUACGCGGCGCUCGGAAGCAGCUCGUAAUUGCUCUGGGGAAUGCGUCACAGAUGGCGCUAAAUCUCAAGCAGUAUCAACGGGCAUUUCACCUUGCCUCGAGCGCCGUCAGUGCUACGGAAAACAUCCCAGACGAGGAAGGUCUAGAUCCGGAAGUUAAAGCAAAGAAUACACGGCGCGUUGAGCUCGCAAAUGAUGGACUUCAACUUGUGUAACUUCUUUUUCACAAGUUCUACUCUGCUAUCCUUGAUUUCUCUGUAUUAUUCAAAGUAAUUGAACAGGUCAAUAUAAUGACACGAUAGAGAUGUCACUAUAAAUGGUUAUUCACAUGUCGAGGACAG
Messenger RNA from Coniophora puteana RWD-64-598 SS2, 2110 nucleotides. RefSeq lists its product as uncharacterized. The record is from RefSeq and is a predicted model, not a curated record. The transcript has 6 exons. Bases 44 to 1984 code for a protein of 646 amino acids. NCBI's taxonomy places the organism in Eukaryota, Fungi, Basidiomycota, Agaricomycetes, Boletales, Coniophoraceae.